AUGUCUGACUUCCUCAAGGCAUGCAACGAGAUCUCAAACGAGAUAAUCAAGCUCUACAAGCAGGAGAAGAAGAUAGACGUGAAUGGAAUCAAGUCCAGAGUGUGCAAGAAAUACAGGCUUGUGAGCACGCCGCGUGUGGUUGACAUAAUCUCGUUCAUUCCUCCCGAGUACGGCCAUCUCAUCGAGCAGCUCCGAGUGAAGCCUGUCAGAACUGCAUCGGGAGUUGCUGUUGUUGCAGUAAUGUGCAAGCCCCAUAGAUGCCCACACAUAGCAUUGACUGGAAACAUAUGUGUAUACUGUCCUGGUGGUCCUGACUCUGAGUUUGAGUAUUCCACCCAGUCGUAUACGGGGUAUGAGCCGACAAGCAUGAGGGCCAUAAGAAGUAGGUACGAUCCAUUUGACCAGGCAAGGGAGAGGCUGAAGCAGCUCAAAGGGCUUGGGCACAGUGUAGACAAGGUUGAGUACAUAAUAAUGGGAGGAACGUUUAUGUCUUUGCCCGAGUCGUACAGAGACAACUUUAUUCUGAAGCUACACGAUGCUCUUAGUGGGCACACUUCCUCGAGUGUCGAGGAGGCAAUAAGGGUUGGAGCAGAAGGACGGCUGAAGUGUGUUGGAAUAACAAUAGAGACAAGACCAGACUUCUGCGUCCGCCCGCACCUAAGUAAGAUGCUAGGAUACGGAUGCACAAGAAUUGAGAUAGGAGUUCAGAGUGUGUAUGAAGACGUUGCCAUGGACACCAACAGAGGACACACCGUAAGCAGUGUGUGCGAGUCUUUUGGGCUGUCCAAAGAUGCUGGAUUCAAGAUAGUUGCACACAUGAUGCCCAACCUCCCGAAUGUCCCCAUGAAGAGGGAUAUUGCACAGUUCCGGGAAUACUUCGACAACCCUGCAUUUAGAAGCGAUGGGUUGAAGAUAUAUCCUACUCUCGUGAUCAAGGGAACGGGCCUAUUUGAGCUGUGGAAGAACAACAAAUACAAGAACUACUCUCCCGACGAGCUUAUUGACAUACUUGCAAGGAUCCUUUCGUUUGUGCCGCCAUGGAUGAGGGUGUACAGGGUGCAGAGAGACAUUCCAAUGACGCUUGUGAGCUCUGGAGUGGAGCAUGGCAAUAUAAGGGAGCUUGCAUUGGCCAGGAUGAAAGACUAUAAGACAAGGUGUAGGGAUGUAAGGACCAGAGAGGUUGGGAUCAAGAACAUCCACGAGAGUAUUUUGCCUGAGGAGGUUGAGCUUGUGAGGAGAGAUUACGUGGCAAACAAGGGCUGGGAGACGUUUCUUAGCUAUGAGGAUGUGAAGCAGGAUAUCUUGAUAGGGCUUCUGAGGCUACGCAAGUGUAGUGUGGAUACAUUUCGAAGGGAGCUGAAGGACGUGGGCUGUGUACCGGAAGGAGAUGGAGCCAAGCUUCAGGAGGGUGUGUAUCAUCCUGCAGUGGUGAAUGGAAAUGCAUCGAUAAUAAGAGAGCUCCAUGUGUAUGGGAGUGCUGUUGCCAUAAGUAAGAGCGAUGGGAAAAAGUACCAGCAUCAAGGAUAUGGAACACUUCUCAUAGCCGAGGCCGAGAGGAUUGCAAGGGACGAGCACAAAUCAAAAAAGAUAGCCAUCAUUUCUGGCGUUGGAACCAGAAACUACUAUGCCAGGUUUGGAUAUGUCCUUGAAGGCCCGUACAUGGUCAAGGAUCUUGCAAGCUAA
Encephalitozoon hellem ATCC 50504 is the source of this 1683-nucleotide messenger RNA. Its product is annotated as histone acetyltransferase. Bases 1 to 1683 code for a protein of 560 amino acids. NCBI's taxonomy places the organism in Eukaryota, Fungi, Microsporidia, Unikaryonidae. Gene Ontology annotation, molecular function: acyltransferase activity, transferring groups other than amino-acyl groups; iron-sulfur cluster binding. The transcript has a single exon. Gene Ontology annotation, cellular component: nucleus; cytoplasm; elongator holoenzyme complex. Gene Ontology annotation, biological process: tRNA wobble base 5-methoxycarbonylmethyl-2-thiouridinylation. The record is from RefSeq and is a predicted model, not a curated record.